Messenger RNA from Lactuca sativa (garden lettuce), 1327 nucleotides. It is a transcript of the gene FSD3, whose product is annotated as Fe superoxide dismutase 3. The record is from RefSeq and is a predicted model, not a curated record. Gene Ontology annotation, biological process: superoxide metabolic process. Gene Ontology annotation, cellular component: chloroplast nucleoid. NCBI's taxonomy places the organism in Eukaryota, Viridiplantae, Streptophyta, Magnoliopsida, Asterales, Asteraceae. Gene Ontology annotation, molecular function: superoxide dismutase activity; metal ion binding.
AAGAAAUUAGUAACGAGUAUAUGAAGCUUCAUGGUCGAUGGAUAAGUUAUGAAAGACAGUGCCCUAACUCCAACAGAGGCUACGAUUUGCUGAAAAGAUCAUAAACAACAACAACAUUAACGAACGAGCUCACAACGACGAUAACAGUAGGACAACAGGUGAACUAAGUUUUUAAUACCUACUUCGCUGCUAAUUAUCGUUCUUUUGAGUUGCAAGCAAGGGGCGUUUAGUAGAUAUGAGUUGGUCCUGUAGUAACUAUCUUUGCUUGUCGAGCUCAACCUCUAGCUCUGUCGUCAAUUCCAACGAACUUACCAGGUUUACCAGAUGCAAGCUGUCUUGUGAGUAUGAAGAACAAAGAAGGAAACAUCAUGACCUAAAGAAACCAAUAAACAUUUUUGCUUACAACGGCUUGAAAUCUCCAUCUUAUAAACUCGACAAACUCCAAAAAAGGAAAGACCAUGUCUUAAAGAAGCCAAAAAACAUUUCUGCUUACUACAGCUUGAAACCUCCAUCUUAUAAAUUGGAUGCUCUAGAGCCAUAUAUGAGCAAGAGGACUCUUGAGGUGCAUUGGGGAAAGCAUCACCGUGGUUAUGUGGAGAUUUUGAACAAGUAUCUAUCCAAGAACGAUGUAUUGUAUGGAUACACAAUGGAUGAAUUGAUCAGAGUGACAUAUAACAGUGGAAAUCCAUUGCCAGAAUUCAAUGUUGCUGCUCAGGUCUGGAAUCAUGAUUUCUUCUGGGAAUCCAUGCAACCAGGAGGUGGAAACUUACCAAUAUUGGGUCUAAUGGAGCAGAUUGAAAAGGAUUUUGGUUCCUUUGCAGAUUUCAGACAAGAGUUUAUAGAAAGUGCCCUGACAUUAUUUGGGUCUGGCUGGGUUUGGCUUGUUUUAAAGAGGAAUGAGCAACGACUUGCAAUAGCUACAACAACAAAUGCUGUAACCCCUCUUGUGUGGGAUGAUAUUCCUCUACUUAGUUUGGAUAUGUGGGAGCAUGCUUAUUAUCUGGAUUACAAGAACGACAGAGCCCGGUAUGCUAAUGUCUUCAUGGACCAUCUUGUGUCAUGGAACGCGGUAUUAGGCCGCAUGGCUCGUGCCCAGGCCUUUGUGAAUUUAGGAGAACCCAAGAUUCCUGUUGCCUAACAUCCCUCUUCUCUCCCUAUCUCCUUUAGGUAGCAAGUUUUGCUAGUAUUAAUGUAACUUCUAUUUUUGCAAAAUGCUUGGUGAGUAUUUUAGUUUUUGAGGCUAAAUGCAGACCUGGAUUUUAGGCAUGAAUGAUUGCAAAUACGGCAUUGUAUAUGAUUGAAAUUGCAGUAAAAAUCCUUGUAAGAA